Adelges cooleyi (spruce gall adelgid) is the source of this 841-nucleotide messenger RNA. Its product is annotated as Kruppel-like factor 2. The transcript is spliced from 3 exons. Gene Ontology annotation, biological process: regulation of transcription by RNA polymerase II. Gene Ontology annotation, molecular function: RNA polymerase II cis-regulatory region sequence-specific DNA binding; DNA-binding transcription factor activity, RNA polymerase II-specific. Bases 161 to 784 code for a protein of 207 amino acids. NCBI's taxonomy places the organism in Eukaryota, Metazoa, Arthropoda, Insecta, Hemiptera, Adelgidae. The record is from RefSeq and is a predicted model, not a curated record.
GAUUCCCUCGGGAUCUUGUGUGUGUGUGUUUGUGUAUUUUAGGAUAAAAUAGAAUCCUAUCGAUAAGCGAACCGGUCGCUGCUGUCGGGCCAGCCGGUUUCAGCAAAGUCCCUCGUCGGUCGUCAUUGUGAUCCGUCGACGAACCACCGAAGCAUCCGAAAUGGUCCCGUUCGAGCAAUUUCAGAUUGACGACCCGAGCGAAACUUUUUGGGACGACCCGACAAUGUACGUGGACGACCCCGGACUGGACACUCUGCUGGCCCUGACUACCGACCAACUGUUGAUGUGCGGUGACCACUGUCAAGACGAUGUGUAUGGCGGCGAGAAACCACAACAACUGCACUGCCGUAUCAUGGACACACCGACCAAGACGGAUUCGGUUAAGACCGACAGCAAACUACCACUGACGUGCCUGUACCCGAAUUGCGAUAAAUCGUACGCCAAACCUUCACAUCUCAAGGUACACAUGAGGAGGCACAGCGGCGAGAAACCCUAUCACUGCAUGUGGCCUGGAUGCGCCUGGAAGUUCUCCAGGUCCGACGAACUGUCCAGGCACUGUCGUUCGCAUUCAGGCAUCAAACCGUACGGCUGCAAAACGUGCGACAAACGGUUUUCCAGGUCCGACCACUUGGCCAAACAUUCAAAAGUGCACCGCAAGAGGACGGCCGCUGUCAACGUCAGGCGACGACAGGGUGCCGGCUCGGCGGCGCCGCAGUGGUGCCAACCGACCAGGAGUGCCAACAACAACAACAACGUUACUUUCAGCGCCAAAAACUACGCUUAAAAAAACUGUCUGUACAACUUAACUGAAUCUAUUGAAAUUAAAAGAGUUGCAUACUUC